Messenger RNA from Prunus avium (sweet cherry), 1294 nucleotides. The record is from RefSeq and is a predicted model, not a curated record. Lineage: Eukaryota; Viridiplantae; Streptophyta; Magnoliopsida; Rosales; Rosaceae.
CUAACGAUAAAAAUCCCUGUACAGAGAAGAAAUUUCUGGCCUGCGUUAAAUAAAAUUUCUUAUUCAAGUCAACAAACCUUUCAAGCACUCAUAAUUUAUGUAUCUCUAUCUUUGAACAAACUUUCCUUAAUGUCACUUGGCUUAUCUCCAGUUGCUUCCCCACUGCCCCCCCAACAACCAAACCAAACUUUUAAUUCAUUUCAUUUCUAUCAAACAAUUUCUCUUCCCCUAAAAAAAAAAAAAAUGAAGUCCUGGCUUUUCUUCUCAUCCUCUUUUGCCUUCUUUGUUUUCAUCAACAUUCCUUCAGCCUCAAGCUUUGAUGGGUACACAAGUUGUAGCAACAAGUUCAACUGUGGAGAGAUCACAAACGUUGGUUUUCCUUUCUGGGGAUACGGCAGGCCAGAGAGUUGUGGCUAUCCAGGACUGAAUCUCACAUGUUCCGAGAAUGUCACCACUAUAGGGAUUGUGGGGGUCCAAUACAGAGUGUUGAAGAUAAACCAAGAAGCUGAAGAAACACUCACACUUGUGAGAGAUGACUAUUAUGACAAAAUUUGUUCUCCAAAGUUUGGGGACACCAAACUGAAUUCCAAUUUCGACUAUGUUUCAGGCUCUGUCGAUGUUAAAUUACUGUAUGACUGUACUUCUAGCUCACAAGGUGGCUUCAGUUGCCCCAAGGGUGAAACUUAUGGUGAUGUGGCCGCCGUACUUGCAGCUUUUCCGGUGCCUCCCAUGUGUAAAUCAAAGGUGAUUCGGAUUCAGGACGCAACGGGUCUUGGACUAUUUAGUUUUGAGAAUGUAACAGAACUUGAACAGGCAGUUAGAGAAGGAUUUGAGGUGAAGUAUAAGGUGGACAGUGCAAAAUGUGAUGAGUGUGUUGGUACAAAGGGUGUUUGUGGUUAUGAUUGGGGUUUGAGUGAGACUGUUUGCCAUUGCCCGAAUCGAAGUUCUGCAUCCCGGAAUUGUUCUGCCACAGCAGAGGCCAUAGACAAUCCAGUUUUGCCAUCAGCUAAAGUGUUCAACAUGACUUCAUUUUGUCCCAUGGACUUGUGUGCAAGAGGACUGCAUAAAUUUUGAGAAUAUUUCGCAUAGUUUAUUGUCAACUGUCUAAAGUUAGCAUAGUAUACAAGGAUUUUUUAACAACAAUUUUAAUCCUUUGGCAAAGAUAGAAAUAUAAUUAUAUUUAAGAAUGAUUUUGAUGGAUUGCCUUUUCUUUGGACUAUAUGAGACUUUUUCUCAUUUACAAUAAAGGGUGGAUGAAACAGAAGUGUGGAGAGAUAAUUAAAUGUUAAUGUUC